AUGGCAGCUCUUGACCGAGUGCUCAGGGCUCUUCUGGCCAGGAACCUCCGCCCCGGCGCCGAGCAGGGCCUGCUGCCCGCUGUGUGCGCCCUGAUUCAUGCCGGGAGCGGCUGGGCUGGCGGCGCUCAGCCGAGCCUGGGGCCGGGGACGGAAGGGGAAGGCGCAGCCCUGACUGGUUCACAGCCUCGGCAAGGCUCACCCCAGCUUCGGAGCUGCCGGGGAGGAGCCCCGGGUGAUGGCUUCCUCUCCAAAGGCCCCUUGAAAAGGUUCCCCUGGGGCCGGGAGGCAGCAGUCAUCUCUGAUGGGCAGGAAAUCCGCAGCUUUUCCUCCCGCCUGAAGAGAUCACGGCAAAUCCAGGUGCAGGAGCCCCUCAUGGAGCCCCCAGGCAAGCAGCCCCCGCAAGAGCCCCCCGGGGAAGAGUCCCCGCCUGAGGACUCGGGCCUCCAGACAGCACCCAGCACGCACAUUCUCUAUGUGGGCCACCUGAACCCCCAGUUCUCAGUGCCUGUGCUCACGUGCCUGCUACGGGACGCCCUGGAGCGGCUGGAGCUGCCGGUGGCACGCGAGCACAUCGAGGUGGUGAGGCGCCCACGGAAGGCCUGUGCACUGGUGCAGGUGGCCGCCCACGAGGCCACACUGGCCUCCCUCCCCUGGCGCCUGCAGACAGCCCUGGAGGAGCACCAGAUCCCCGAGGAGCUGGCGGCCCGUGGCAAGGAGCUGGUGCUGGCUGAGGGCCCGGGGCCCUGGAGCCGCCAGGCGCCCUCGCCCCAGCAGGAGAAGGACAGCGGCCCGAGCCCCCGCCCCAACCCCAGACCCACCCACGGCACCCCAGGGCGGACCCUGCGGAGGUCCCGGGGCCAGCCGGGUGGCACGCGCUCCGACAGCGCCAUCGUGCACCAGGAGAUCAUGGGCCAGGAGCGCCUCUUCCAGGGCGCCUUCCUGGGCAACGAGACACGCAGCGUGGAGUUCAAGCGCGGUGGCGGCGAGUACCUAAGCCUGGCCUUCAAGCACCACCUGCGGCGCUACGUGUGCGCCUUCCUCAACAGUGAGGGCGGCAGCCUGUUCGUGGGCGUCGAGGACAGCGGCCUGGUGCAGGGCGUGCGCUGCAGCCACCACGACGAGGACCGCGUACGCCUGCUGGUGGACUCCAUCCUGCAGGGCUUCCAGCCCCAGGUCUUCCCCGACGCCUACACACUCUCCUUCAUCCCGGUGGUCAGCACCUCCGCCUCCAGCACGCCGCUCAAGGUGAUCCGCCUGAGCGUGCAUGCCCCCAGGGCCCAGGCCGAGCCGCAGCUCUACGAGACCGACCAGGGGGAGGUGUUCCUUCGGCGGGAUGGGAGCAUCCAGGGCCCGCUGUCCGGCCACGCCAUCCAGGAGUGGUGCAGGCAGAAGUGGGCGGCCGAGCUGAGCAAGCUGGAGCAGAGGCUGAAGGUGCUGACGGCAGAGAAGGAGCGGCUCAGGCAGCAGCUGCAGCAGCCUGCGCCCGUCUCCUGCACCUGCUGCGUCCUGUGA
Messenger RNA from Odobenus rosmarus divergens (Pacific walrus), 1512 nucleotides. RefSeq names its product schlafen-like 1 (gene SLFNL1). Lineage: Eukaryota; Metazoa; Chordata; Mammalia; Carnivora; Odobenidae. The coding region runs from base 1 to 1512 and encodes 503 amino acids. The record is from RefSeq and is a predicted model, not a curated record. The transcript has 6 exons.